This is a messenger RNA of Pipistrellus nathusii (Nathusius's pipistrelle), 660 nucleotides long. Lineage: Eukaryota; Metazoa; Chordata; Mammalia; Chiroptera; Vespertilionidae. The record is from the annotation of a GenBank genome assembly.
AUGGAAAACCAAGAACCAGUGGAUUCUUCUGGAAAAAACAAACAGUUUACUAUUUCAGAGGAGUUAAUUGCAGAAGGAAAAUGGAUCAAGUUUGAAAAAACAACUUACAUGGAUCCUACUGGUAAAACGAGAACUUGGGAAACUGUGAGACGAACAACCAAGAAAGGACAGUCAGCUGAUGGUGUGGUGAUUAUCCCAGUACUGCAAAGAACUCUUCACUAUGAAUGUGUCAUUCUGGUGAAACAGUUCCGUCCACCCAUGGGAAGCUACUGCCUGGAAUUCCCUGCAGGUCUCAUAGAUGAUAACGAAAGCCCCGAAGCAGCUGCUCUGCGGGAGCUGGAAGAAGAAACUGGCUAUAAAGGUGAUGUUGCUGAAUGUUCUCCAGCUGUAUGUAUGGAUCCAGGUUUGUCAAACUGUACCACACACAUCGUGACAGUAACUAUUAAUGGAGAUGAGGCUGAAAAUGUAAGACCCAAGCCAAAUCCAGGAGAUGGAGAAUUUGUGGAAGUAAUUUCCUUACCAAAGAAUGACCUGAUGAAGAGACUCGAAGCACUGGUAACUGAAGAACAUCUGACAGUGGAUGCUAGGGUCUAUUCCUAUGCUCUGGCGCUGAAACAUGCAAAUACAAAGCCAUUUGAAGUGCCCUUCCUGAAAUUUUGA